Messenger RNA from Saccostrea cuccullata (small rock oyster), 9927 nucleotides. RefSeq names its product serine/threonine-protein kinase Wnk-like. NCBI's taxonomy places the organism in Eukaryota, Metazoa, Mollusca, Bivalvia, Ostreida, Ostreidae. Gene Ontology annotation, cellular component: cytoplasm. Bases 751 to 7476 code for a protein of 2241 amino acids. The transcript has 16 exons. Gene Ontology annotation, molecular function: ATP binding; potassium channel inhibitor activity; protein serine/threonine kinase activity. The record is from RefSeq and is a predicted model, not a curated record. Gene Ontology annotation, biological process: protein phosphorylation; negative regulation of sodium ion transport; intracellular signal transduction.
AGCUUAUGCAUGAUCUGAGGUGAAUCGUCGCCAUUGAAAGGGCUGUGAUUGUACAGUAGACUAUAUACAGGAAAGAGAAAUUGACUGCAAAUAUGUGGAUUUAACGUUUAAUAGAAUAUUUGGAUGUCCGAUAUGGAUAUUUCAUCCAUCGGAUAUCUUUCUAUUUGAUAGAAUAGAACCAACGGUCACUUCCGAAGGAAACGUGAAGAAAAUAAAAGGCAUAACGCAGUGCACUAGUAACAAAUCAUUCCUGUCUGGUUUGUGGAAUGCUGUCGUUCAAUAAGUGGUCAUGAUUAAUAUCAAGCAUGACGAGUGAAGUGGAAUUUACGAAUCCUGAAAAGUGGAGGAACAUUUCUUUCAUCAAAGCAAGGAUUUUGACUGGUGUUUCAAUCCAAAAUCUAAGGUCGAUCGAUUUGAUUGAACAUAAUCGUCGACCUUGUUUAGGUUUUGGAAGUAGGUCAGACAACCAAUUAUUCUCGUGUUUAUACGUAUAGCAAGACACGUAACAGAUAUAUAGUGUGUGGAUUUACUCUGUGAUACAGUGAAGUGGGAUAGUAAUUUAAAGCUUAAAGUAGUGUGUAGAUAACAGUAUUGUUGAAUACAGUAUUAUUGUACAUACAUGUAAAAGGACGAUUGAAGUGACAUAAUGGGUUCAUGCUAUAUAGUUGUACUUUAAAUCUGGACUAGAGCUAAAAGACUUGCUAGUUGGAUUUAAAGUUUUUCUUCACUCCAGUUUGAUACAUUGAAAUCAUGAGUAAAACUGUCCCACCCAGUGUAAAUGGAGACAUUUCACAUUCGGAUGAGAAUAUUUCUGAGAUUCAGAGAAAACCAAUGAAACAUCAAGGACUGUCAGCAGCAAGCAAAAUCAGCAGAAGAGCAAGUAAUGAAAUGGGACAGAGAAAUACACAUCGUAGACUUACUGACAGAAGUUUGGGUGAAAGGCAAUCUCCAGAUCAUGUCUCAAAAGUAAGCACAAGGAACCGGUAUGGAGGACUUGGCAAGCAGAGAAAGUGUACGUCUGACGAUUGGACAGCCAAAGUUCAAGCAAUAAAUGGGAGUGAGAGAGAGAAAAUUUCACCCUCUAGUUCAAAAUUCAAAAGUGUGGGAUUAAAAAGGGAAAGAGACAGGUCAGCAAGUAUACCAUCGUGUUCAACAGACAAUGCAAUGUCAGUUUCUCAUAAAGACAAUGUUAAGGAGAAAACUGUUGAUAAUGAUUCCGUAUCAAAAGAUUCCAACAAAGUAGAUGCUAGUGUAAGUAAUGUUAGUAAUAAUUCUGAUGAUUCAAGACCAGAUCCAAAAAGUGUUCAAAAACCAGGUGUUGAAAAACUCAAGCACAAAUUUCAUGUCAUUCCAAGAUCAUCAAGGAGAUCUGUUACAAUUGAUAAAACAACAACUGUGAUAGGAGCUGAUGGAAACAAGGAAAAAACUAGAGUUCAGAGCUAUGAUGGCUCAGGUUCAACAAAUGACAGUGCGUUGGGAAAAAGUCUCGAUUCUAAAGAACCCGAAGGAAUAGACGACCAAGUUUUGUCGCAGGAGGAUACUUCUGAAAUUGAUGGUGCUACAGAGAAAAAAGAUACAGACGACGACGAAACGGUGAAAAAAGAGGAUGAAAAUGAUGAAAAAGCUGUGGCAACAUCUCCAGAUGGGAGAUUUUUAAAGUUUGAUGUAGAAAUUGGUAGGGGAUCUUUUAAGACUGUUUACAAAGGAUUGGACACAGAAACUGGUGUUGCUGUGGCUUGGUGUGAACUGCAGGAUAAGAAAUGGAACAAGAGUGAGAGACAGAGAUUUCGUGAGGAAGCUGAAAUGUUGAAAGAACUGCAGCAUCCCAACAUUGUGAGAUUUUACGAUUCCUGGGAAGAGCCAAAUAUGAGGAACAGAAAAAUCAUUGUUUUGGUUACAGAGCUAAUGACAUCUGGGACCCUUAAAACUUACAUCAAGAGAUUCAAGAAAAUAAAUGCCAAAGUAUUGAAGAGCUGGUGUAAGCAGAUCUUGAAGGGUCUGUGUUACUUGCACACCAGGGACCCCCCAGUGAUACACAGAGACCUGAAGUGUGACAAUAUCUUCAUUACGGGCACAACAGGCUCGGUCAAGAUCGGGGACCUGGGGCUGGCCACACUCAAAAACAAAUCUUUUGCAAAGAGCGUCAUAGGUACGCCCGAGUUCAUGGCCCCGGAAAUGUACGAGGAACAUUACGACGAGUCGGUAGAUGUUUACGCGUUUGGGAUGUGCAUGUUGGAAAUGGCAACAUCCGAAUAUCCCUACAAAGAGUGCCAUAAUGCAGCUCAGAUUUAUAGAAGAGUAACAACAGGUGUGAGACCUGAAGCAUUUGAUAGGUUGGAGAAUGAAGAAAUCAAAAGAAUUAUUGAUAGCUGCAUACAAACAAACAGACAGGACAGACCUUCAGCUAAAACAUUACUCCAGUUGGAUUUCUUUACGGAGGACACUGGUCUCACAGUGGAAGUUGCUAACAGAGAGGAGGAGGGGGCUACUUCUAACAUCAUAGCCAUGCACCUCCGUGUAGUGGACCCCAAGAAACGCCGGGACAAACACAAGGAAAACGAGGCCAUACAGUUUGAAUUUGACCUAGAUAAUGAUCAAGCUGAGGAAGUGGCUGUAGAAAUGGUGAAGUCAGGAUUUUUGCUGGAGGAGGAUGUAAAGACUGUCACAAGACAGAUUAAAGACAGAAUCCAGCCAAUCAUAGCCCUGAGGAUAGCCAAAGCUGCCGAGGGCAGUUCAUCAGAGACCAGUCUGGUACCGUCCACCAGCCAAGCCUCUAUACCACAGCAAGUACAGGAACAAUCUAGUCAGCCACAACCACAGCAACAGCAGGGGCAGACAUCACCUGGUCAGAGUUGUGAAGUCCAGUCAGCUCAACCCCCACCCCCAUCUCAAGUACAGCCCCCACCCCCUGAACCCUCCAACACUCAACAGCUUCAGCCCCCAGGCAAUGUGGAGGAUACACAAGUUUCAGCACCAUUACCCGGAGGCAUUUCCAAAGAGUUACUAGAGGGUGUUUUUGAUGGAAAUCAGUUCAAAAAGGAGAGAUCUGACAGUGUGUGUUCUACAUCAAGUGUAGGCCCAGGAAUAACACAGAGUGCUAGUCAACAAAAACAACUCAGUCAGGGUGUAAGUCUGGAGCAGCUGAACAUCUCAGCCGCCCAGCUGAGUCAACAGAAACCGCAGCCAGGUACCACCACCCCUAAGGCCAGCUCUUCUCUCUCCAGCGGUACCUCCCAGACCAAUGUAGGUUCUAGUCUGUCUUUAAGCAGUGCAAUACCACCCGAGUUACAGGAUCACAGCAACAGGGAAAGUGAAAAUGAAUCUGUUGCGGCCAAAACUGAAGAGAGGAAAAGGAAAGUAAGGGUCAAAAGGCGAAAGACUUUGGAGAAGAACCCGCGUCUAACUAUCCUAAGUUAUGAGAAAGAGGAUGGAGAGGUGGAAUGUCGACUGGAAAUCUCCAAUAAAAACAACAUUACAUUCAAGUUCUCACUUGAGAAUGAUAAACCACAAGAAAUAGCAGAAAGUUUGGUACAGGAGGACUUACUUCCAGAAGCCCAGUCAGGCAUGGUGAUUCAGUUACUAGUGGAGGUGGAUCAUAUGGUGAAGGAGAACCCUGAGACCGCUGUAUCCUACAUCCUCAGCUGUAACACAAACACACCCACCUCCAGUCCCUGUACCGUCAGAAAGAUACGUCCAGCAGCACUAGAUGCUGAGGCCGCCAAGAGGCUGCACUUUGACACGGAUGGAGACAGUGGACAAGCGUCUGAUGACAGUAGAAAUGACAUGGGAGUCCGUGAUCUACUGCUGGAUGGAGUGGAUGGAGUUCACAUGAGAGAGAAAAAGUCAGAAUCUCGAGUCAUUGAAAGCAAAAAGAGGAGCUUCAUUGUCAGCAAAGUCUUGGAACCCAGGAUCCUGGAAACCAAAAUAUCAGAGGAUGAUAAUGAGGAGCAGACUAAUGUUUCUGAUAAUUAUAUUUCCCCUGAAAACACGCACAGUUCUCUACCGUCGUCAAGUCAAACAACCCAGCACCCUGGAGGUGUGGUUGAUAGUGAUACAGGAACUGGCACGGACUCUGAUAAAUCUAUUUCAAGAAGAGGUAACGUUCCAGUGGAUUUGUUAUCUCUGCAGGAGCAACUUCACCAGCUCACCCAUUCUUCUCAGCAACAAGCACAAACUGAUGUCUCACAAGAAAAAGGAUCAUCUCCGAGUGUUCCAAGUGUCACGCCAAUUUCGGAAAAUCAACCUUCUCAAAUUGUGGAUGAUCCGUCUGCUCCUGUAGAGGUUAUUCAUCAGAGACAUGCUAGUAUGGAAAGCUUACAUGGACAGCCACAGCAGCCUGUUCAGCAGAAAACAUCUCAGAUUGCACCUCCGCAGACAAGUCAGACCUCUCAAACACAAAUGGUACCCCAGCAACAGCAACAACAACCAGUGCAACAACAGCCACAGUCAAAGCCACAACAGCAGCAACAGACCUUGCUACAACAACAACAACCUGUGCAACAAAUUCAGCAACCAGUGCAACAACACCAACAACCAUCUGGCCAACAGCUUGCUCAACAUCAACAGGCAGGGCAGCAGCCACUGCCACAACCUGUACAGCAUCAACAACCUCAAGUGCAACAGACUGUGCAACAACAGCAAGGUCAGCGCAUUCAGCAACAAGUGCCACCAAUGGCUCAGCCACAGCCUCAACAACCACAACAAGAAGAGACGGUGCCACCAGUUUCUCAACACCAGGUUGCUCCUCCACAAGUGGACCCUCUGUCCAGUAGUCAGUAUAUGGAGCAUGGACUUAACUCAAGCCAGUCUCUCCCAGCCAAUCUGUCAGGAGUGCCUAUAAGUCAUGCCCAGAACAUUCCUGGACAGCAACAGCCAGUUCCGGCACCAGUGUAUGCCAAAAUGCCCAUGAUGAUUCCCCCUAUGCCUCCAAUGGAUCCCAUGUAUCAGUUACAGAUGCAGUAUUACAAUAACUAUAUAUGGUACAUGUCUUUCCUCCAGCAGGCUCAUUCACAACAACCGCAUCAGGCACCACAGCAUCCUCAACAUCCACAAAUGUUUAUGCAGCCUAAUCCUAACUGGAUGUUUCCUGGACCGUUUUAUCACACAGUCACAGGGGCAACAACUCAGACACAACAACACCAGCAGAUUCCUUCCUCCAUGAUGGCAGACCAGUCCGUGCCUUCUGGAUCCUCCCAUCCCCCAUCUCCUACUUUAUCUAGGAGACGGGACACAGAUAGUCAGGGUAAGAUGGCCAAUAUUUCUGACCAGCAGGCUGGUGGAUCAAAGAAGUCAGAUGUCACAAAUCUUCAGAAACUGGAUCAGGAACUCAUGAAGCUACGUACAGCUGGCUUAAGGAGGGAGAAAAAUGUGGGAGGGGCUGACGUCGGUCCCUCUGGAAGUGACAGUCAAAAUGCACAAAACAUAGGUCAAAGUGGAUACGAAUCAGGGGUGGUUACUCCAAGUGCUUCCCUUGAAAGUCUCAAACAAGGAGAUGUAAAGAAAGUUCCUUCAGAUGUUUCACAAGAGGGUGGUUCAAAGAAGAGAUUUUUAGUAAGUGCUGUUAAGGACGAUCCAUUAAUAAAUAGAUCUGUGUCUGAUGAAUGUGCUUCAACGGCAGGUGAAAAUGAAGAAACUUUGACUGAGGUUUCUGAAGAUGUGAAAGAGGCGAUGCAAUAUAUGAUGGACAAAGUGUCGGAUGAUAAAGAACAAAAACAUGAGACGACCAAGAAAGGUCGUUUCCAAGUGACAAAAGUUCAAGCCACAACAGAAAAUGUGGCUGUAAGGCCUGAAAGCAUUGAGAAAGAGAAUGUAUUGGGUGAAGGGGCUAGGGCUGCUAAUCCAGAAUGUGUAUCCUCCCAGCUUGCUAGCAACACUGUAAGUAAAUCGCUCACAAAGCUAUCUCCCUAUCCUAAGGUUCUGGAGCCAUCACCUUUGACAAACUCUGGUCUGGGAAGAUUCAGUAACUUUCAUGAUCACCCUAAUUUUCAUUUUAACCCAGAACAUACAUUACAAUUCGCAUUGCCCCAUAGACGUAGGUUAAGGUCCACGGGGAGCUAUGAUUUAUCAAGUGAUCAAUGUGAUGGGCAUUUCAAAGGUGGUGGUUCUUACCUUGCUAACAAAAAGGCCCAUGGCUUGCAUGUACAUGUGCCUGAAACAAGGGUAGAGUUUUCUUCUGAGGAGGGGUCGGGUGAUGAUGAGCGUAGGGCAGUAGAAACUGGUAUUCAAACCUCUCCAGCCUUGAUGGUUGUUGAUUUCUGGAAGUCCCGGGUCCCCAGAUUUUGUAAAAAGCUUUCUCCAAAGACACCCUCGAGGUCAGAUGAUGAAUCGUCUGAGGGGGACACGGAGGUUCUGACAGUGAGAGAGCUGGAUGAGGAGGAGGAGGAGGGACCUCUAGAGCCUCUCCCUGAGGAGGAGUUCCAGGAGGAGACAAAGGACAGGGGGGCAGAGUCCAAAACCCCCGUCUGGUGGCAGGAUGACCCAGAAUAUCAGGAGAUUCUGAUGAGACAUGAGCAGGAACGAAAGUCAUUGAACCUGAAGCAACAGAGAGAGAUCCAGAAGUUCAUGAAGAAGAAAGGCCUGCCUGUUCCUAUCCCUCCCCCUGCUCCCCCUCCCCCACUCCAGAUGAGAGGCCCAGGUCCACCCAACAUGAUGAGUCCGCAGAUGCAGUCUCUCACCUCUUCUCUGCAACAGUUGGGGAAUUUACACAUCUCUGGAAAACUCAUGCCAAGCCUUACAAAACAACACAAACGUUCCAAUUCAGGAGAUGCGUCCAAAUUAAGUGAUCUGUCAAAGGAGGGUGAUGUUUCCUCCGUAAGGCGAUCUCGAGAAACGAAGAAUUCUGACUCGGUUUCGGACACAAGUGAAUUUUCGCAGAGGGAUUCGAGUCAGAGUGAGAGGAAAACAGAUAGAGAUACGACUGUGAUGUCCGAUAGUGUGACUUUAGAUAAAAAUGUCAAAGCCGACUGUGAUACGGUAGACUCAAUGAAGCAAAGCUCCAACCAAAGUAGUAGGAAAUCAAGUGCCGAUUUCUCGUUUUCUCCAGAGACUGAGCAGAACAGACAACAGAUGAACCUGUUGCAGCAUUCUGCUUCCACAGAACAGCCCUUAAACAUUAUGACAAAUCAGCCACCCCUUUUCUCCAAUCCUCCUUACUCCUAUAGCUUUCCCUACACCAACCCAACUUCACCCUAUGCACAGCCGAGCUUUACAGGCCAUGGAUAUUUCUCCUACCCCCAGUUCAUUCCUCAUGGUAUGAUGCCGCCUAGCAGUCAAAACAGUUUGGUGACUCAGUCUGGGAUGACUCUCCCAUUAACAACUGCACACGGUAUGAUGCCUCCUAGCAGUCAGAGCAGUUUGGUGACUCAGUCUGGGAUGACCCUCCCACUAACGACGGCACAAAUGCCGGCCGCGGAUUCCAGCCCUGUGUCCACGAAUCCAUCGGUCAACUCUUCGUCCUCAUCUCCACCACAACCUUGAACAACUUUUCGCCAAUUGUCUUUCAUAAUAUUGUUCCAUUAUUAAUUAAUCGAUACAAUAUUGAAGUUUCAUGGUUUAUGAGUAAUACUACUGUAUGUACUUCAUUAAGGAGGGGAAUUUUAAAAGAGGAUGAGAUACCCCCAUUACAUUUAUCAUUGCUAUGUCUGUAGACAGAGUUUACCCUGGUGAUACGGGAACAAAAUGAACCUUUUUUUCAGGUCAUGGGUGAAUGGGUUGAUAUUUUUCAUGAAAAUGUGUGUUUUUGUGCAAGACUUUAUGUGUAUUCUCAAUCUGUGUGCAAGGAAUGACUGAAUAACAGUUAUUGAAAGUUUAUAUAAGUUAUCUGACAUAAAUAUGUAUAAAAAUAAUUUUAAUUUAUCAUAUUCAAAUACAGUAAGAACCCUGUAUGUAUGUCUUUUUUAAAUUGUACAGUUGUACAUCCAUAAGUGCUACAGAGCCUUUAAAAAUAUCCUUUAUAAGAAUGUUUUUGAUGGUACAAUGUACAUGUAAUUUAUGUCCAUUACAAAGAAGAGCUGUGAAUGCUGUACUUUUUCUAAUAGAAAACACUAAAGGUGCAACUUCCAUAGCAGUAUUGUAUGAAAAAGAUCAGAGCGAGCAUUGUUAUUGUCUUAACUGGUUGCCAUGCAAUCACAUUACUAAAAAUGAUGUCAAGAACAUUGACUUACUAUUUUCAGUUGAAGAAAUACACUUGUAUUUUGCAUUAUUGUCUGUUUUUAAUAAGUUACCUUGUGGAAAAUCUUGUGUUUUAGCUUGUACAAAAGACAAACAAACAAAAAAAAAAAAGAAAAACAUUGCAAAGGCUUUUGGUUUGAUCAUUCUUAGAAUGAAAAUGUCCGUACAUGUAAUUGGUUUUACUUUUAACUUGCACCAACUUGGCAUAGUUGUAUAUAAAAACACAGAAGUUGCACUGGUGUUGAGGGUAAAAAUAGGAGUUUUUUGAGAUUUGAAUAAGGAUAAUUUUCACACAUAAUCAUCUGUUUGAAAUAGUAAAUUAUGACGGCUUGUAGUGUUGUCAUUGUUUUUUUAUUGAUGGCUACAUUUGAAAAAAAAAAAAAAAAAAGGAAUUGCCAUAAAUUUAUGAAAACAGUUUAAAGUAUAGCAAGGGAUUGAUCAAUUUAUAUUUUCAGUGAUUAAUAUACAUGCACUUGUUCAUGAUAGAAAAAAAAUUACAGAAAAGUAGCCAUAAGAAUAUUGUAAAAUAUCUGUAUUUUCCAUUUGUGUCAUUUCAUGUUUCUUAAGCAUUGGAACAAAAAUUAAUUGUUCUCAUGGCAUGUUACAUUUUUGGCUUCAAAAAUUGUUUUACUUUUAAAAAAUUGUUAAAAUAAAAUCACUUGUAAGCUGUAAAUUGUGUCAAGACUGUGUGCAUUAUAAUACACAUCAUGUCAAGGAAUAUGGGAAAAAAAACAAAGAAAUGACCACUAAGUUUGCAAGUAUAAAGAGAAUUGCAAGAAAAGUGGAUGUAGUUUUAGACCAGUUUUAUACUGUAUAAAUUUGGGAUAGCACAGAAACACAGUCAACAAAAAGCUUUUAUGGCAAGUGGGAAAAAAUGUGUAAGUUUAAGCAAGCUUUUAAUGUAGCAUUUGAAACAUUUGACAGAUACAUGUAUAAAGGGACAGUUUUUUUUCAGUAUCAACACUAAAAACCUUUCUCUCUGCACAGAAGAGUAUUAUUGGCAUUCACAUUCUUUGAUCGCAUAUAGUUGAAGUUUUUUGGCACUGUACAUAGAGAAAUGGUAGAAAAUUUAAGUCCUAUGACCUCAGUUUAUUUAAAGUUUUGAUGUUAACUGCAUGUUGUGAUUAAAACCUCCAAGAGAGUGGACAAAGUGUUUUAAUUGUUUAAUUUUAAUUGUAAGUUCUAACAAGGGAAUUAUUCAAAUGGAAAGGGUUCUUAGAAAUAUGGUGCAUUUCCAGCUUUUGAUAAAUUGGAUGUUUACAAAUUCAACAAUUUUUAACCUAUUUUUAAAUAGCUAAAAACAAACUAAAAACAAAAAUCAUCAAUGUACUUUACAGUUACUUUCAAAGAACAAUCUUGUAUUUAUUCUAAUGAUUUCAAAUAUUAGAUGUGAAAUGAACAAAGAAAAUAAUGUUUAUUUCGGUAACUUUUUAGUCCUUUAUAUUUUGUGAAGGACGUCAAGAAGUGGCUUGUUUUUGUACUUUUGUGUGCAAUGUAACUAUAAAUCCAAUUACAUAAUAAUACUGUGAUACUAUCGUUGUACUGCACUAGUUUAUUAUGACUUCAACUUCAUUCAUAUAGGGUAUUGUCAACCAAACUGUUUCAAUGCUUGACAAAUUUCAGGUAAUUUGAUGUUUAAUUAAUGCCACUUUUUUUGCUGUCUGGUUUUUUAAGUUUUGUUGCAAUGUUAUAUUUUUAAGAAAGUUGAACAAUGCAAGGUAAAGCUUUUUUGCAGUAAAGCGUGCCAGAAAUGACAAA